Paramuricea clavata is the source of this 336-nucleotide messenger RNA. The record is from the annotation of a GenBank genome assembly. Lineage: Eukaryota; Metazoa; Cnidaria; Anthozoa; Malacalcyonacea; Plexauridae.
ACAUAUCAAAAACUUUGCUCAAAAGCAAAACCAAUGUAUGAGCUCUUGAAAGGACAAUCUAGUUCAACCGGUCACGAGAAAGAAAAGGGAAAAUCAGCACUAUCAGGAAAACGAAGCCAACUGUCAUCGCGUACAUCUGUGGAGUGGACUUCAAUUCACCAAUCAGCAUUAGAAAAUCUAUUAAACGAGGUCACAUCCCCUCCUAUUCUAGCGUACCCGAAUUAUGAGUUGUCUUUCGUUGUUCACACGGACGCGUCACAGGAAGGCCUGGGAGCAGUCUUAUAUCAAGAACAAAAUGGAUCCUACGAGUUAUCGCAUAUGCAUCAAGAGCAUUAA